Molecule: messenger RNA, 1545 nt
Organism: Scophthalmus maximus (turbot)
Lineage: Eukaryota; Metazoa; Chordata; Actinopteri; Pleuronectiformes; Scophthalmidae
Gene: rbm22
Product: RNA binding motif protein 22
Exons: 11
Coding region: 82-1365 (427 amino acids)
Cellular component (GO): U2-type catalytic step 2 spliceosome; U2-type catalytic step 1 spliceosome; Prp19 complex
Molecular function (GO): metal ion binding; U6 snRNA binding; pre-mRNA binding
Source: RefSeq, a predicted model, not a curated record
GUCAUUGGUCACAUGGUUUUGAUAGAACGAAUCAAGCUCCGAUACAGAGCUACUUGAGCGGCUUGGAUCAUUCUCCGCAAAAUGGCGACGUCCCUCGGAUCCAACACCUAUAACAGACAGAAUUGGGAAGACGCGGAUUUUCCAAUUCUGUGCCAGACAUGUUUAGGAGAAAACCCUUACAUCCGCAUGACCAAGGAGAAGUACGGGAAAGAAUGCAAGAUCUGUGCUCGACCCUUCACCGUCUUCCGAUGGUGUCCAGGGACAAGAAUGCGUUUCAAGAAGACUGAGGUCUGUCAGACCUGCAGCAAAAUGAAGAACGUUUGUCAGACAUGUCUGCUCGACCUGGAGUAUGGUUUGCCCAUCCAGGUCCGAGACACUGGGCUUUCUGUUAAGGACGAGGUUCCUAAGUCAGAUGUGAACAAAGAGUACUACACUCAGAACAUGGAGAGAGAGAUUGCCAAUUCUGAUGGCACACGGCCGGUUGGCCAGCUAGGUAAGGCCCCCAGCUCGAGUGACAUGUUGCUGAAAUUGGCCCGUACAACACCGUAUUACAAGAGGAACCGGCCGCACAUCUGCUCGUUCUGGGUAAAGGGAGAGUGUAAGAGAGGGGAGGAGUGUCCCUACAGGCACGAGAAGCCAACUGAUCCAGACGACCCUCUAGCUGACCAGAACAUAAAAGACCGUUACUACGGCAUAAAUGACCCAGUAGCAGAUAAGCUGCUGAAAAGGGCCUCAACUAUGCCGCGACUAGACCCACCAGAUGACAAGUCCAUCACCACCCUCUACAUUGGGGGUUUGGGUGAUACUGUCACAGAUGGAGAGCUCAAGAGUCACUUUUACCAGUUUGGUGAGAUUCGCACCAUUACCAUAGUCCAGAGGCAGCAGUGUGCCUUCAUCCAGUUUGCCACGCGGCAGGCAGCUGAGACGGCGGCCGAGAAGUCCUUCAACAAACUGAUCAUUAAUGGACGGAGGCUCACUGUCAAGUGGGGAAGGUCUCAGGCAGCAAGAGGAAAGGAGGGCAUCAAAGAUGGUGUCAGUGAAAUGGGUACCAGACUUGAUCCUGUGCCUGGACUGCCUGGAGCUCUUCCUCCACCACCAGCUUUGGAUGAAGAGGCUCCUGCAAAUUACUUCAACCUGGACCCGAGCACAUCUCCCGCUGUCAUGAACAUCGCUCUGCCCCCACCUCCAGGCAUCAACCCGCCUCCCCCAGGUUUUGGCCCUCCAAUGUUUCACCACAUGGGUCCCAUGGGUCCACCCAUGCCCCCUCCAAUGAGCAUGAGACCCCCUGGUCAAAUCCACUACCCCUCCCAGGAUCCUCAGCGCAUGGGUGCCCAUGCUGCACAUGGCUCUCGCCAUGGUGAUUAGCUGUUAGAUGGAGUUGGAUUCUGAGGAACAUUUUUAAACCUAUUCAUUUUUGGUUACAUUGACUUUUUAUUUUUUAUUUGAAAGAAUCUUAAUAUUCCACAACAUAAAGGCUUGUUAUUGUAAGGCUUUCUUUGUAUGUUGUUUUCACUUGUCAUUAAAAUGACUCAAUCUUGUCAUUGA